Messenger RNA from Owenia fusiformis, 1781 nucleotides. NCBI's taxonomy places the organism in Eukaryota, Metazoa, Annelida, Polychaeta, Sabellida, Oweniidae. The record is from the annotation of a GenBank genome assembly.
AAAAGCUAUUUUCGAAAUAUUUCUGGUUUAUCUUAGACUUUAUUAAUUAUUGUUAAGACUGAAUUCGUACGUUCCACAUUUUCUUCGUUGUUAUAAACAAGAUGGCGACCAAGGUUGCUCGCUCGGACCAGUACAUUGGAGAAACUAAUAAACAGAUUAGGAACGGUUUUGGUGUUUACAAUUAUUCCAACAAAUUUUUCCGUUAUGAGGGAGAAUGGCAAGGUGGAUUGAAGCAUGGCCAUGGUAAGCUUUUGUUAGGGGAUGGCAGUUACUAUGAGGGAGAAUUCACUGAAGGAGAAAUCACUGGCCAUGGCUUCAAAUACACUUCAUGUAAUGGCAAUAAAUAUUCUGGACAAUUUGUGCAAGGAGAGAUGCAUGGUCAGGGCAUCAUGGAAUAUGGCAACAACUCACGUUAUGAAGGAGAGUGGGUUAGAAACAGGAGAGUUGGUUAUGGUUCACUGACAGAUGCCAGGAACAACCUCUACCAAGGAAUCUUCUAUGAGAACAAGAGACAUGGAGAGGGAACACAGACUUAUGAGAAUGGCGAUGAAUAUACAGGAGACUGGGUCCAGGAUAAAAGACAAGGUCAUGGAGAACUUAAAUGUCAAGACAGCACUGUGUAUGAGGGUCAAUGGAGGAAUGAUAUGUUUAACGGGCAAGGCACUAUGAUUCACUCAUCAGGGAUGUGCUAUGAAGGGAUGUGGAUCAACAACAAACCUGCUACCGUGGCAACAAAACUAGUCAUCAACAUAGGGGAGGAACCAUUAGAACUUGCCCAAGGGGAGAAGUUUUCUAUAGAAGUAGCUUGUGUCAAUGAUGAUGGAGAACUCAUUGAAGAUAUGGGAAGAGAGUUGAAGGUGAUAGCUGGAUUUAGAUACUACGCUCCUAAGGAAGGUUCUUCACUGUUUGAAGCUAUAGAAGAGAUAGCAGAAGAUGAUCCAAUUCCAACACCUUAUGGCUAUGACAUAGUGCCCUACCCCCUGACAGAUGCCAUAGGAGAGGAGCCUCUGGGUAUGUCUAAGUCUAAUACUGUACUUACUGCACCAGUUAUACAAGAGAAUGCUGAAGAAGAGGAACAUGUUGAACUGAGAACGGAAAAUUCCAUUCUUAAAAUGGAAAAUUCCACUCUAAGAUCACAGAAUCAGACUGAGGAUGAAAAGUUAGAUGCAGAAAAAGAUGAGAAUGAGGCUGAACACGAGACAGAAGAGAAUGCAACAAAAACAGAUGAAGCCUCACCUCUGGAGGAGAUUAAGGAAACUAAGAUGGAUAAACUUGACAGAGAGAAGACUGAGUUGAAUAAUAAUGAGCGUGAAGUUGACAUACCAUUAGAAACACCACAAGUCCCUCCUAUGACCACGCAGCGCACAGUCAGUGGCAAGGUAGUCUGGGAAGACAUCAUUUUAGCUCCUCCCCCUCCAAUGUAUCGACCAUUUGCAAUCAUGGAAGAGGAGAAAAAGGAAGAACUUGACAAGAAAGGGAAAAAGAAAAAAGAGAAAAAGAAAACGGAAAGUGACACAGAUGAGAGUAGCAGACCUAACACACGCACUACCAAAAAGGAAAAAUCAACCGUUAGUGUUGCAUCUACUGUUGAUGAGAAAGUUGUACAAUUAGGUGAAUAUGUAAUAAUGGUGUCAGAUACAACCAAUCCCCCUUUUCUUGGAGUUACCUUAGAGACUGCUUUUGCCUUGGUCAAAGUGGAGAAGAAGAAAAGAAAGAAAUCUAAACCAAAGAAAGUUACUCCAGCAUGGGAUACAGGGAUACACAUUGCCAAGUCAAUGAGG